AUGCCUCCACGCGCAGACCUGCUGACGAAACGCUGGUCAACGUUCGAUUUGCCCAUCCUCCCGUUUCUGGCACCUCGAGUCUUCCAGCCAUGGCCUCGCGAUACACCGAGGUCCCAUUCGAUCGCAUCCCGCACGAAGAGCCAUUCACGUCGAUGCGUCAGAGCUUACCAUGACGGUCUCCCCCAGCCGUUAACCAAUAAGCAGGAAGAUCUUGGAGAGCUGCGGCACUGGAAGCCUCUACGUGCUGUUAAUUCAGACUCUUGCCGAGGUGAUCGAGCAAACAUCAACGAAGAGGUUACUGGAGAUCACAUAGAAGCUGGGCGCAACAGUUGGAGAGAUGAUAGGCCACACGGAGCUUCCGAUGAUUUAGGGGACGAAGAGGAUUUCUGGGCAAAAUAUGAAGAAAUCUGGGGACGGGAAGCGACGAAGCGGGAUGCCCAAGACCCCAUGGAGAGAGUGGGAGGAGAUCCAGACCCCGCGAACAUCGGAAAGGAGCCAUCCGAUUCAAGGGUUAAAGUACCACUUGGCGAGGAUGCUUUUGAGAUGCAAGAGUCGAUACGCCCAUGUUGGAGACUGCGCCCGUUCUUUGUACGGAGUCUUAAAACGACCUGGCGGAGCUUCGAGCCCAGGUCACAGAGGCCCCAGGAGGCACAGACGACGCGGCCGAGCUUCAAACCCAGGCCACAGAGGCUCCAGGAGGCUCAGCAGCAAUGGCUUGGGGAAAAGCGGAGAAGCAGGCGGCUUAGAAGCCAAUACCUCGUCAGAGGUUUACCAACAGUUCGAACCAAGUUCGUCAGGCUGGUACCCGAGGGACCUUAUGGCAACCUUUCGUUCUCUUCCUCAUGGAAUUGGCGAUUUGCGAUGCUCAAUGCCCGUUAUGACAAGGCGAUGGCAGGCGCCCGAGCGAGUUCAAAGGUGUACACUUAUAAGCGACCUCGUAUCAAACAAGAAUUCAUAGACAAUUUGGUCCGUCUCGAAUCUCUGGCACUGAUGACAGAGGAGUGGAAGACUCUCUCGCCUCAGACGAGGAAUCGAGUAUGGCAGGAUGUUAUGCUCCAAACACUGGAUAGACAUCCUCACCGUGCUAUCGAUGUAUUGGUAGCGACCUUCAUCGAGCCAUACCCUCCCGGCUAUGCCAUCGCUGAUAGUCUUGACUACAUCUUUACGCACUUCCUUCAUACCUCCAAAUCACAAAAGAUCGGAAUUUCCGGGAUACUUGAUCUCUUGCUUGAAAAGGGUCCGAGGGGUCACAUCCAAUUGGAUCAGCGUACACUGUGUACUUCGAUUAAACUAAUGGAUGCGCAGCGUCCGCCGAACACGCAUUCCAUCAAAUCGCUCUACGAUACGUUGCGGAAGGCCGAUCACCCUUUACACGUGAAUACCUUGAUCCAGUUCGGGACUCGGUUUGCUAAGAAUGGUCAAUUCAACACUGCAUGUGAAAUUUUGCAGAUGCUGAAGGAUCUAGGCUGUGACUUCAACACUCCAAAGGUCUUGAGCUUCUGUACUCUCUUGCUCAGACAAAGAAGAAGAACCUUGCCAUCAGGGGAAAAUCGUUAUUUGGCCUUGGACGUUUUUGAUUUCAUGAUGAAUUCGGGAGCCAAGCCCAAUAUCAUAAUAUACAACGUUCUCUUGGAAAACGCGCUGGAAAACCAUGAACACGAGACAGCAUGGCAGCUCCACAGUAUAAUGGUUGAAUCUGGUCUUCAACCCGAUGCCUACACCUACUCUCUUCUGUUGAAAGACUCCAAGCUACGAAUGGACCCGCACGCUAUUAAAAAGGUUAUGGAGCAUGUCAAACACAGGGCAAUCAGAAACAGCUAUAUUGUGAACGAUGUCCUGCAUGCAAUCCUCCUUCUUCAUCAGCAAGAGCAGAAGAGUGAUUAUGCUGCAGAUGGACCAAAAGAGCAGGUCGCUUCUGCUUUCGAUCGCCUGCUUCCGGUUUACUGCGACUAUUUCAAUCUCGAACCUUUAGCUCGAAUUAUUCCCAAAUUUUCUGAGAGGUAUCCCAAGCUGCGAAUUCAAAGGGAUCCGAAUGCAUCAGUAAAACUAGAGGACCCUACAGCGCCGACUCUGGUCGUCAUGGUGACUAGUUUCCUCGAUGACAUUCAGAAUCCACUCCCCGCGCUUCAGCUCUACGAUCAAUUUCGUGAAAUGGUAUAUAACAAUGAUCCCGCUGUGGCCUUUCUGACGCAGACUACUCACAUUUGGAACCUCGUUCUCAUGUCGCUUGGUAAAUUUCGAGAAACCAUUGGUGACUGCCACACCCUCAUUGGAGACAUGAUCUCUCCACCAGAGCAAACGCCUCAGUCAUCACUAGCAAGCGAAAAGAGGGGAGAGCCGCUUUCCGAUAUUGAUCAAGCUAUACCGCCUCAAGAAGACUCGUUUCUAGAGCGCCAUGACCGACAAUAUGCCAAGUUUCCUCACUCAGACCAAGUUCUUCGGUUGCCACUAGCAAGCGAGGAAAGUGGGCACUCCAAGUCAGAACCUAGCAAUCCCAAAGCGCUUCAGGACUUCUCUACGGAGCUCCGCGACUCCCAAAACGAUACCUCGCAGUUCACUGUGCUUACGCCUCCCAAACCCGACGUCUACACCUGGUCAAUUCUUAUAAAGAUAUUCAUGGAUCAUAAGCAGCCCCGCGCCGCAGAGAAAGUCCUCGACAUGAUGCGAGAGCGCGACAUCGAGCCUAGCAUCGUUACAUGGAACACGCUUGCCCACGGUUAUGCUUCUAUGCAAGACACGGCCAGCCUUGUCGGUGUUCUGACGAGACUGAGGGCGGCGGGAUUGGAAGCGGAUGAUGCCACGACGAUCGCGCUGAGCAUGAUCAAGAAUCGGAGGGCGUUGAAUGAAGAGUUGCAGAAGAAGAACGACAAACUUGUUGAUCUCGACAGAGGGUUUGUGGAGGAGGUUCAAGAGGAGCUAAAGCUUGAAGCUGAACAGGAUGUGGUGGGAGCGUCGAAUGAGAUUGGGGACAAGGAGCCGAGUGAGGAUGAGCUUUUUGCUACGAGCUGGUUUUAA
Drepanopeziza brunnea f. sp. 'multigermtubi' MB_m1 is the source of this 3015-nucleotide messenger RNA. RefSeq lists its product as uncharacterized. The record is from RefSeq and is a predicted model, not a curated record. Gene Ontology annotation, molecular function: protein binding. Lineage: Eukaryota; Fungi; Ascomycota; Leotiomycetes; Helotiales; Drepanopezizaceae.